UCCAUCGGCCGUUGAUAAAGGCACCGGGUCUCAAUGCCUCUGGCUUUCCACCCUCAUCUUCGCUUUGGUUCUCGAUCGACUUCGCGGCCUCAGCACAGUACAUGAAUGCGAUGGCUGCAGCUCGACGCUGCUUUGGAUCCUCGCUCGAGCAUGCAUGAAACAAGCCGGCUUGUGGAGGCUGCGGCGGCACUGUCGGCGCUGUUGCGGGAGCGUGAAGUUCCUCAUGCGUUUCAUGGGAAUUUUCUGACCGCCGUUCUGUCCAAUGCAACCCAUGCCGAUGAAAUAUACUGCAUAGUCGAAGGGGGAAGCACUCACCCUUUCCGCAGAGUACGACAGGCUUGCGAGAAAAGCGAAGAUUUCACGACAACAGUAUCGCCGUGGAUCAGCCGUUUGCAUGCGACCUACCGCCGGUUCAUUCCUGUCAUUGACAUUGAAAUACUGCCUGCAGGCGAGCAAGGUCCCAGGCGGCUCGACGGAACCACAGUGAUGGUGAUUGGUGGUGUCCCCUUUCUAACAAUAUCCGAAUUCAUCAGGGCGAAGCUGAAGGCCUGGACACUACGGGGACUCGAACGCGAUGCUCAAGACAUCAUUUUCGCAACAACGCACUACUGGGAUCGCGCGGACAUCAAUCGCAUCCCGGAGCAAGAGAUGAACGAGUUCGUCCGUCAACACAAAAGCAUUGCACCUGGGUGGGCGCAGCUCAAACGGAAGUACGGGAUGUCAUAAAAUGGCGUCUGGGCCCUACGGAAGACAAUGGGCCCACAUCAAAAGAGGUACCUCGUGAUGAGCGGUGCCAACGAAGCCUAUGGCAGCGGUCCGUCAAAGCAGCCGGACCCUCCACGGGCGUAUGCUGUCUCGCAGUCUAUCGGUUACUCACCAUGCGAAUAGAGUUGUUCAAAAUCCUGUGGACGGUUCUUCGGAUUGUGAAACCUCUACCUUCUGUGGUCCUAUAUGCACCCCAUUUCGCACGGACAGGUCCGCUUCCAGAAGUUAUCGAAUCACUUUGUUGUCGCCGUUUACGCCGAUAAGCUAUUCAGUAA
Laetiporus sulphureus 93-53 is the source of this 1040-nucleotide messenger RNA. RefSeq lists its product as uncharacterized. The record is from RefSeq and is a predicted model, not a curated record. NCBI's taxonomy places the organism in Eukaryota, Fungi, Basidiomycota, Agaricomycetes, Polyporales, Laetiporaceae. The coding region runs from base 106 to 726 and encodes 206 amino acids. The transcript has 6 exons.